Messenger RNA from Filobasidium floriforme, 630 nucleotides. Its product is annotated as Ctr copper transporter family-domain-containing protein. NCBI's taxonomy places the organism in Eukaryota, Fungi, Basidiomycota, Tremellomycetes, Filobasidiales, Filobasidiaceae. The record is from RefSeq and is a predicted model, not a curated record. Gene Ontology annotation, molecular function: copper ion transmembrane transporter activity. The transcript is spliced from 7 exons. The coding region runs from base 1 to 630 and encodes 209 amino acids. Gene Ontology annotation, biological process: copper ion transmembrane transport. Gene Ontology annotation, cellular component: membrane.
AUGGAUCACGGCUCGAAUGGCGGCAUGAAGCACGGGCAUGGAGGGAUGGAAGACGGAGGGAUGGAUCAUUCUAUGCCUAUGAAGUGUUCGAUGAACAUGCUCUGGAACUCUCAGAUCAGUGGCACAUGCGUCGUAUUCGAACGUUGGAGUAUACAAACUUGGUGGGGGAUGGUUGUUUCAUGUGCCGCUGUGACAUUCCUCUCGUUCCUAUACCUGCACCUCCUGCACGUUGCACAACAGCAAGACAAGCGAACGGCUAUUCAGCUCUAUCUCGGCCAGAGACCGGAGACUUCCCUCUUGAUCAGGACCUCGGUACCAGCUCUCAAUGCCGAUCGAGACCACGACGGCUCGCAAGCCAUCAGCCGAUCGGAAAGUCCUUUGCCAGGUGGACGGAGCGGUAAUCUCGGAAUUCAGAAAUUACCAUCCUCGAUCAGGCUCUUCAGGGCGAUCCUAUACGCGACUACCAUGGCUCUCUCAUUCUUUCUUAUGCUUGUUGCGAUGACGUAUAACACGUACCUCUUCUUCUCGAUCAUCCUGGGCGGCUUCAUUGGCCAUUGGACGUACGAGAGCGAGAUGAACGUCGGGGCGGUGAUGAAUGGCCAGCAGGUCAAAGGGUACGCUUGUCAUUGA